Funneliformis caledonium is the source of this 123-nucleotide messenger RNA. The record is from the annotation of a GenBank genome assembly. NCBI's taxonomy places the organism in Eukaryota, Fungi, Glomeromycota, Glomeromycetes, Glomerales, Glomeraceae.
AUGUCUAAUUCAAGAUUUAUACCUAUGACUUCUGAAAUAAAUGCUACUUCUAAACAAAUUUCAUUAUUCAGAUUUUCAGAUAUAGAUCUUGAACAAUUAUUCUCAUUAAAAAAUAAUGAUUAA